Messenger RNA from Cuscuta campestris, 1663 nucleotides. Lineage: Eukaryota; Viridiplantae; Streptophyta; Magnoliopsida; Solanales; Convolvulaceae. The record is from the annotation of a GenBank genome assembly.
AAUUCCACUUUCUGUUUUCAGUUUAGACUCCUUAUAUCUUCACCUCGUUCCUCUCUUUGGUACUCUGAAAUGCCAGAAAUGGAAGAGCUACAGCUAACCUAUGACAUCGUCAUCUUCGGAGCUUCUGGUUUCACGGGCAAGUACGUUAUCCGAGAAGCCCUCAAGUUCCUCAACGAACCCUCCUCUCCAUUGAAGUCAUUGGCCAUAGCAGGCAGAAGCCCGUCGAAACUAGCCCAAGCUCUCCAAUGGGCCUCAAACCCUAACCCGCCGCCAGAAAUCCCUAUCCUCACAGUCGACGCCGCCGACCCGUCUUCGCUCCGCCGGAUCGCCUCUCAGGCCAAGAUCGUUCUCAAUUGCGCCGGCCCUUUCCGCUUGUAUGGUGAGCCUGUUGUGGCCGCUUGCGUGGACGCCGGAUGCGAUUACCUGGAUAUCUGCGGGGAGCCGGAGUUUAUGGAGGUGAUGGAGGCGUCUUACCACGAUAAGGCUGCAGAGAAUGGUUCCUUGGUAGUCUCAGCUUGUGGUUUUGAUUCUGUUCCUGCUGAAUUGGGCUUGAUGUUCAAUUCAAGACAGUGGGUUUCGCCGGCUGCUCCGAAUCGAGUGGAGGCGUACCUGAGUCUUGAGUCCGACAGAAGGAUUGUGGGCAACCUUGGAACCUAUGAGUCAGCAGUUCUUGGGGUAGCCAACAUCAACAAACUCCAGGAGCUGAGGCGUUCUAGACCUAGGAGGCCUCGCCCCACGAUUCCUGGUCAACCUCCCAAAGGACCAGCAUUGGAGCACCAAAAAGAGUUUGGGGUUUGGGCUCUGAGAUUGCCAUCAGCAGAUUCAGUCGUAGUCCGGAGAACGCUUUCGUGCUUGGCUGAAAACCCUGCAGGAAUACCAGGCGUCAAUGAGAGUGCUCAGCAAAUCGAAAAGAGGAAAGCAUUCUGGGCUGCAGUGAAACCGGCCCACUUUGGCGUGAAGAUAGUAUCCAAAUCUCUGUUGGGCAUUGUUCGCAUUGUGACAGUCGGGCUGUUCAUUGCAGUCUUUGGUAAAUCGUCCAUAGGGAGACGGCUGCUCUUGAAGUUCCCUUCGGUGUUUAGCCUUGGGUCAUUUAGGAAGCAGGGUCCAACAGAAGAAGAGGUGUCAAGUGCUUCUUUCAAGAUGUGGUUUGUUGGGCAUGGGUUUAGUGAUGCAAGUGAUAGUUUUGAAGGGAAUAAGAAACCCGAUAUGGAGAUUAUUACCAGAGUCACUGGACCUGAGAUUGGCUAUUUGACAACUCCAAUCAUUCUGGUUCAAUGCGCCCUCGUUCUUUUGAACCAGCGAGAUGACUUGCCCAAAGGCGGCGUCUUCCCUCCGGGUAUUAUAUUUGGCCCCACAGAUCUCCAGCAACGCCUCCAGCGGAAUGGGGUAUCUUUUGAUCUCAUAUCAAAAAAGUCUCUCUCGCAACGAAUUUAGCUUGUCUGUAAAUGCGGAAGUGCGGGAAGGCAAAUGGUUUCCUUGUUACCAAAUAUAGCUCUCUUGUGAGUUAUUAUAAAAGUAUAUUUCAGUAUUAUGAACUUGGCUUCUUUUCUUAAUAUACCCCAUCUUUGAAUCUUUUUACUAUACGUUUUUUAGAGGGUUUGUCAGCUUGUUUCCCUCUUAAGAACAUUAUACUGCAUAAUUGCAAAAAAGAGUAAUCCGGGGA